UUACUACUAAAUACAGAGUUAUUGACACACUCAUUUUGCAAAGACAGAGAGAUGGCACUGAGAGCAGCCAUACUUCACCAUGUUCGUGUGCCAAUCCAAGGGGCUCCCAAAUUGCAACCAUGGUGUAGUUCUCUGACUUUCCUACGCUUCAUGUCCUCACACGGUGAUGAUCAUCUCACCAAAGAAGUGGUCAUCGAGAGAGUCGUUGCUGUUGUCAAAGAUUUUCCCAAGGUCGAUCCCUCCAAGGUGACUCCAGAUGUCCAUUUCCAGAAGGAUUUGGGAUUGGAUAGCUUGGACAAUGUGGAAAUUGUAAUGGCACUAGAAGAGGAGUUCAAGCUAGAGAUCCCAGACAAGGAAGCUGAUAAAAUUGACUCUUGUCAUCUUGCCAUUGAAUAUAUUUCUAACCAUCCUAUGGCUAGUUAAGUAACUAGUAGUCUUUUCCCUAUUUGAAUCCAUGUUGAACUUAAGCAUCAAGGCAACCUUGAACCUUCCCCUUACUUUCUCUGGAUGUUUCUUUUUCUUUUCUCAUUUAAAUUGGAGGAAAGGGGCUGGUUGUUUAAAAUAAUGUGAAUUGUUCUGAGAGGAGUUUACCAAUGAAGAGCUGGUGGUGCUGGGUUUUUGAAGGACAAUAAUUUCUACUGAGUUUUGAUUUUUUCCAU
Abrus precatorius (Indian licorice) is the source of this 659-nucleotide messenger RNA. RefSeq names its product acyl carrier protein 1, mitochondrial-like. The record is from RefSeq and is a predicted model, not a curated record. Gene Ontology annotation, molecular function: acyl carrier activity; acyl binding. Lineage: Eukaryota; Viridiplantae; Streptophyta; Magnoliopsida; Fabales; Fabaceae. Gene Ontology annotation, biological process: fatty acid biosynthetic process. Gene Ontology annotation, cellular component: mitochondrion. The coding region runs from base 52 to 423 and encodes 123 amino acids. The transcript is spliced from 2 exons.